This is a messenger RNA of Condylostylus longicornis, 813 nucleotides long. Its product is annotated as thiosulfate sulfurtransferase-like. Gene Ontology annotation, biological process: transsulfuration. Gene Ontology annotation, molecular function: thiosulfate-cyanide sulfurtransferase activity. The record is from RefSeq and is a predicted model, not a curated record. Bases 1 to 813 code for a protein of 270 amino acids. Lineage: Eukaryota; Metazoa; Arthropoda; Insecta; Diptera; Dolichopodidae. The transcript has 4 exons. Gene Ontology annotation, cellular component: mitochondrion.
AUGCCAACAGCAGACCAUUUCACUGGAUAUCUUGCGAGUAUCUUGAGUGAUCAGCAAAAUUCAAUUGAUUUAACGAAAGACGUAUUUGUUGUUUAUGACUCAAUUGGUGCUUGGAGUGCUCCGCGUGUCUGGUGGAUGUUGAAAGUGUUUGGUGCAGCGAAUGCCUUUAUUUUGAAUGGAGGUCUUUGUGGUUGGAUAAGUGAAGGCUAUGAAGUGGAGACAACGCCCUUUCGCCAGAAGUCUCCGAGAUCUUCUCCAGAGGUCAUCGGAGUUUCGUUCAACAAAGCGCUGAUCAGAACGUAUGACGCUAUUCAGAGAAUCGUUCGUUCAAAUUCGGAUUCCUGUCUUCUAAUUGACGCCCGGCCCAGCGGCAGAUUCUUGGGAUUAGAUCCUGAGCCACGAGCAGAUGUUGCGAGUGGACAUAUCGCUGGGUCUCGCAACGUUCCUUGGAAGAGCGUUUUAAUCUCUCAUCGACUUCAACGAGACCGAGGAACACUCUCUGGUUGUUUAUCUGGAAAUGAAGGAGAAUUAAUUGAGUAUGAAUAUUUCACAUACAACUCACGGGAGAAACUGGAAGAGCUUUUCUCAGAAAAAUUGAACCUUCCUCCUAAUCAUGACAAAGAGCUCAUUUUUACUUGUGGAAGCGGUGAGCAGGUUUCUUGCAAUACAAUCCCACACAUAAUACCCUCAGGAGUUUCUGCUGUUGUUGUGUUGGUUGCAACAAUGGUUUCUGAAUAUUGCAAUUGGGACAAUGUGUCUCUAUAUGACGGAAGUUGGACCGAAUGGAAUCUUCGUGAGGCUGGAAAACUUUGA